Molecule: messenger RNA, 812 nt
Organism: Vitis riparia (riverbank grape)
Lineage: Eukaryota; Viridiplantae; Streptophyta; Magnoliopsida; Vitales; Vitaceae
Product: protein BIC1-like
Exons: 1
Coding region: 65-583 (172 amino acids)
Biological process (GO): blue light signaling pathway
Source: RefSeq, a predicted model, not a curated record
UCAAGUAAUCUUCAAUAGGAGAAACCAAGGAAGAAGAUAAAAGAAGCAGCCCUUUUCUCCUUUCAUGGCUGAAGGAGAAACCACCAAAAUGGAUCCACAGAAUUCCAUAGAAGAGCCCAACCAUCCAGUUGGUGAGUCAGUUGCACCAGAGCACAAGAAGCCCAAACACCACCAGCCCUGCGAGGAUCGAGCUGAACCACACAACCCCUUUGAUGCCAGUCAUGCCGAAUCACAAAGCCAGUCUCCAGUCACCCCUGAUGAGUCCAACCACGAUGAAACUGAAUCACAAACUCAGUCUCCUCCUACAGUAGUGGAUGUUACAAAAGAACCCAUCAAAACGGAGGCCUUGGCGUCAUCGGAGGACAAUGGACGAGACCGGCUGAAGAGGCACCGAGUUGAGGUGGCCGGCAGGGUGUGGAUUCCAGAUAUAUGGGGACAGGAGGAGCUGAUGAAGGAUUGGACUGACUGCUCCGUCUUCGACGCUUCAUUGGUGAGUAGUAGAAUAAUGUCAGCUCGAGCGGCAUUGAUGGCUGAGGGAAGAAGACCUAAUUCAAGCAGAUUAAGGAUAGAGAAUAGAUGUUGAAGUUAUUCUCAGUCAAGCAUAAGUUUUGCUUCCUUCAUUUUUUUUCUUUCAUCACGAUAGCCUGCCUAUAUCUGUUCUUCAUCCUUAUCUCCCUGUUUGUUUAGUAUAGGUAUAAAUAUAUGUUAUCUAUAUGAACUUCUUUUUUUCCAGUUAUCUAGGCUGGUAUAUUGCAGAAUGAUAUUUCUCUUGUUGAUAAGUUAUAAUCAAUCUCAUGAGCCCUUUUCUGAUC